AUGCGUGAGUUCGCUGAAGCUUACCUUGGUGUAACUAUCAAGAACGCUGUGGUCACUGGUCCAGCUUACUUCAACGACUCUGAGCAUCAAGCUACAAAGGAUGCUGGUGUGAUCGCUGGUUUGAAUGUUAUGCGUAUCAUCAGCAAGCCCACUGCUGCAGCCAUUGCUUAUGGUCUUGAUAAGAAAGCUACCAGUGUUGGAGAGAAGAACGUUUUGAUCUUUGAUCUUGGUGGUGGUACUUUUGAUGUUUCUCUUCUUGCUAUUGAAGAAGGUAUCUUUGAGGUUAAAGCUACUGCUGGUGACACUCAUCUUGGUGGUUAA
Messenger RNA from Eruca vesicaria subsp. sativa (arugula), 321 nucleotides. The record is from the annotation of a GenBank genome assembly. Lineage: Eukaryota; Viridiplantae; Streptophyta; Magnoliopsida; Brassicales; Brassicaceae.